Messenger RNA from Etheostoma spectabile (orangethroat darter), 306 nucleotides. RefSeq names its product parathyroid hormone-like. Gene Ontology annotation, cellular component: extracellular region. Lineage: Eukaryota; Metazoa; Chordata; Actinopteri; Perciformes; Percidae. Gene Ontology annotation, biological process: intracellular calcium ion homeostasis. Gene Ontology annotation, molecular function: hormone activity. The record is from RefSeq and is a predicted model, not a curated record.
GAGCUGGAGGUCAACAUGCGCAAUCCCGACUACAAACUCGUGUUCAUUUCACUCUGCAUUUUACACCUCUUUACCCUCUGUGAAGCGCGCCCCUUGCAGAAAAAGGACAGUAGUGAGGUCCAGCUCAUGCACAACUUGGGAGCGAAGCAGGUGCAGGAACGUCAGGUGUGGCUGCAGAUGAAACUCCAGGGAAUCUACGUCCCCCCGACAUGGGGCAGCAGCGGGGAGACCGGCCGAACGAGGAGGAGACUGCGUCCCGAGGAGCUGCCAGACCUCAGCGACAUGACACCGGAGGAGAUCCAGUAG